UAGCUAGCAGAGCGCGUUCCAUUAGUCGUUCAGGAAACCAAUCUGAUGGGGAGGUCGCCGUGCUGCUCCCACGACGCCGGCGUGAAGAAAGGGCCAUGGACGGAGGAGGAGGACAAGACUUUGGUGGAGCACAUCCAGAAGCGCGGCGGGAACGUCGGCGGCUGGCGUGGCCUGCCCAAGACCGCCGGGCUGAACCGCUGCGGUAAGAGCUGCCGUCUCCGGUGGACCAACUACCUCUGCCCCGACAUCAAGCGCGGCAACUUCACCGAGGACGAAGAGCGCCUCAUCAUCACCCUCCAUGCCAGCCUCGGGAACAAGUGGGCGACGAUCGCGACUCAUCUGGAGGGCCGGACAGACAACGAGAUCAAGAACUACUGGAACACGCACAUCCGGAAGAAGCUCCUGCGCAUGGGCGUCGACCCAGUGACGCACCAGCAACUGCCACCCAACCAGAGCCACCACCACCUCCCCGAGGCGCUCCUCUGGGCGGCGGCGGCCGCGAGCCUGGGCGGCAUGGACACCGGCGCUCUCAUGCAGGCUCAGCUUCUGCAGCAGCUCCUCCGGACGAUAGGCUCUAACAACGACGCAACUAACCUCGUAGCCAACCUGGCUGCAGCAAACGCAGUGCUGAACUCAAGCGGAAGCAUGGUUCCCAACCUCCUGCUCCAGGACCAGAUGAACUGCCUGCAGCCGGGUUACCUCUGCAACACCUCCAAUUUUGCAGAGCAGCAUGUGGUGCAGCAGCAUCUCACCAAUGACACGUCUCCGGGAACGAGCUCCUUUGCAGCAGCUGAACAGGCUGGUCAGCUCUGCAACACCGCAGCUUCAUUUGCACCCCAUGAUGCUGCACCGCAGCUUCCCGCGCAGGAGUUCGCUUGCUUGCUGGAGCCCAUGACAGAGCUGCCCGAUCUGUGCUCUCUGGAGAGUGAUUCUUUCUGGAAGGAGAUAUUGGAGGACAGCUACCGUUUGUAG
This is a messenger RNA of Triticum aestivum (bread wheat), 972 nucleotides long. Its product is annotated as transcription factor MYB93-like. The record is from RefSeq and is a predicted model, not a curated record. Lineage: Eukaryota; Viridiplantae; Streptophyta; Magnoliopsida; Poales; Poaceae. Bases 46 to 972 code for a protein of 308 amino acids. The transcript is spliced from 2 exons.